AAUUCUGAAAAUUUACAUAAUUAUUAAAUGAAAAAUUUCCAAAAAAAUUUCUUUUAUUAAAAUAAAUUUAUUUCAAGGAAUAAAGAAAAAAAAUUUAACAAUUUUUUUGUUAUUCACCAUGAUGAAUGUGUAGAAAAAUGAAUUGAGGGAUAAAAGUAAUAAAAAUAAUAAAUUCAAAUGAUAAGUAAAAAUUAUUAAAAUGACAAUUCACUGUCGAUGAAGGAGCGAAAAUUUUAUUGUUGAUGAAAGAUUUUUUUUUUCUUUCAUUUAAUAAUGGAAAGAAGUACAUUGCAAGUUUAUAUCAUCUCAGUUAAUGAAAUUGCUACAACCAAUUGAGAACAUUUGGAAUAACUUUGGGGAAUUUUCCUAAGGAAUAAAAAUGAAUUUGACAUCGAGUAAGAAUUUCAGCUUUAUCGUUGAGGACGAUCCUUAUAUUCCUUAUGAGUUAAGACCAGAAACGUAUAUUGUGCCGAUAGUAUUUCUCAUUAUAUUGAUUGUCGGAGUCGUUGGAAAUGGAAUUCUUGUGCUUACAUUACUUCGUUAUCCAAGCUUGAGAAACAUUCCAAACAUUUAUGUGCUUUCUUUAGCACUCGGCGACCUUUUGGUUAUAAUAACAUGCGUUCCAUUUACAUCGAUUGUAUACACAAUCGAAUAUUGGCCCUGGGGUUUAGCAGUUUGCAAGAUUUCAGAAUGGGCCAAGGAUGUAUCAAUAGGAGUUUCUGUUUUUACAUUAACUGCUUUAUCAGCAGAAAGAUACUGUGCAAUUGCUGAUCCUUUAAGGAGUCACGUUUCGGGAUUGAAUGCGAAACCAUUGACUGUCUUGAUAGCAAUAUUGAUAUGGGUACUGGCAACAAUAUUUGCAAUGCCAGGAAUUUUAUUCUCCUAUGUUCAUUCACAGCCCCUGAAAGGAAAUCGUAGCAUCAUGAUUUGCAGUCCUUUUCCCGAGGAAUUCGGUGACAAUUACAAGAAGGGCAUAGUUCUUUUCAAGUUCCUCGCCUAUUAUGCAAUACCAUUGUGCAUUAUAUCGGGAUUUUAUUUGGGUAUGGCUCGGCAUCUCGAACUUUCAACGAGAAAUAUGCCUGGGGAAAUUCCUGGCGCUACUCAACAUUGUGAACAAAUACGUAGUCGGAAAAAGGCCGGCAAGAUGGUGAUAUCGUUUGUAGUAAUAUUCUUCAUUUGCUUUCUUCCUUAUCAUAUAUUUAUGCUCUGGUUCUACUUCUAUCCAUAUUCACACGACACGUUUGAUGAUUACUGGCAUGCCUUUCGGAUAAUCGGCUUUUGCCUCAGUUUCAUUAAUAGUUGCGUCAAUCCCAUUGCACUCUAUUUUAUUAGUGGUACUUUUCGAAAAAAGUACAACGACUAUCUUUGUUGUUGCAUCGCGAGCAGAAGAAGUUCCAAUAGAGAACUGUCACGCUCAAGAGGAAACAAUACGAGUAGAAAUUUUGAAACGAGUUUUAAUUCAACUUUCCGUAGAAAUACGCAGGAGCUUAACUCGGUUGCAUUUCUUGGUAUUGAAAGUGAAUCCAAACCCACCUGAGGUCAAAUUUUUUUUAAAAAACGCUCCCGCAUUCUAAAAAAUAAUCCCCCUCAUCAAGAUGUAUAAAGUAUAAAUAAAAAUAUGUUCAUUUAAAAAAAAAAAAAAAAAAAAAUUAUAUACAUCGACUUUUAUGUAUAAUUACUUAUCGAAAUUAAUAUUUAAAAAAA
Messenger RNA from Leptopilina heterotoma, 1704 nucleotides. RefSeq names its product neuropeptide CCHamide-1 receptor-like. Gene Ontology annotation, biological process: G protein-coupled receptor signaling pathway. NCBI's taxonomy places the organism in Eukaryota, Metazoa, Arthropoda, Insecta, Hymenoptera, Figitidae. The transcript has 7 exons. Bases 380 to 1537 code for a protein of 385 amino acids. Gene Ontology annotation, molecular function: G protein-coupled peptide receptor activity. The record is from RefSeq and is a predicted model, not a curated record. Gene Ontology annotation, cellular component: membrane.